Messenger RNA from Fopius arisanus, 2041 nucleotides. Its product is annotated as zinc metalloproteinase-disintegrin-like crotastatin. Lineage: Eukaryota; Metazoa; Arthropoda; Insecta; Hymenoptera; Braconidae. The transcript has 2 exons. The coding region runs from base 431 to 1960 and encodes 509 amino acids. Gene Ontology annotation, molecular function: metalloendopeptidase activity. The record is from RefSeq and is a predicted model, not a curated record. Gene Ontology annotation, biological process: membrane protein ectodomain proteolysis.
AUUUGAUAAAAAUUGGCUUUCGAUAAACUCGAGGAUUUUAAGGUCCUCGUGGCUUUCCUUGUCAUCCCAGUGUAUCAAACUGAUAUUUCUAUAAUUUUGCGGAUAAUUUUUAUUGAAUCCGUGUAUUCUGCGUUGAUUUUCCUCAUUCCAUCUAAUUUUAAAAGUGAGAGAAACAUAUAUUUCCAUUUAUGCAAGUCUGUCGUCAAGGAUCAUUGAUACUGUGUAGGAAAAUCAUGGAAAAAAUUAUCCCGAGAGUUGAGACCGAUAACGAGCUGAUUACCACAUAAAUCAUCUCCAUUUUUCUCCUGCAAAUCACAAACUCCAAUUACUCUCUCAAUUUAAUCUCUCGUUAUCCCCACAAAGUGCAGCAUUCUCAAGACAUUGCUCCUUCAAUGAAAAUUCUUUAAAUAUCUACACAACACAAAUAAUAAUGGGAAAAGUCUUGUUUUUUUCUUCGCUUUCAACGAUUUUUCUCAUUAUUCAGGCAGUGCCUCACGAUCGAAUCUCAAUGAGUAAUUCAAACAUAUUAAUUAACAGCGGAGAAAUAAAAGAAUGGAAUAAGAGCUACGAAAACAGUCGACCUUGGACUGAGAAGCUACAUCGAAAUGAGAGAAAAACCGAUGAAAGCCCUCAAGGUCCUUAUAACUCAAAUAGUAACUCCCGUUACGUUGAAUUAGCACUUGUAGUUGAUAACCAACAAUACAUCUUUCUGGGGCGAAACCUCACGAAAAUCCAUCAUCGGUGCAGAGACCUGGCAAAGAUCAUCAACAGUUUAUACGAACCUCUGAACAUCUUCGUAGCUCUAGUGGGUGUUGAAGUCUGGGCCGAAAACGAUCCAAUAGACAUCACCUCAAAUCGUCAAUCAACUCUGUUGAAUUUUUUACAUUAUCGUAAAGAUAAUCUCACAAGGAAAAUUCCAAAUGAUUACGCGCAUUUACUGACUCACGUUGGAUUUGAUAACGGAGUGGUUGGAAUGGCCCUGAAAGGUACCAUCUGCACCAACGAUUUUUCAGGUGGAAUCACUCAUGAACAAUUGGAUGUUAAAUUAACUGCAUCCUUGAUUGCCCAUAUGAUGGGCCACAAUCUUGGGAUGGAGCAUGACUCCAGGAAUUGCAGCUGUCCAGAGGAGAGAUGCACUAUGUCAUCGGAAUUUGGUAUAUCAGCUCCAAGGCACUGGUCCUCUUGUUCAAAAGACUCUUUGGCAUUUGCAUUCAAUCAUGGAAUGGAUCACUGUCUCCGUAAUAAACCACUGAUGAUUUUUGGUGGUCCAGUAUGUGGCAAUGGGUUUGUGGAGUCUGGAGAGGAAUGCGAUUGCGGUGUAAAGGAACAUUGUGACAAUGCUUGUUGCAAUCCUGACAAUUGUACGUUGACGAUUAAUGCUACCUGUGCAACUGGUGAAUGUUGUGAUUUGUCAUCGUGCAAGUGGAAAAAUCGAGGCACUCCUUGCAGAACAGCUGACAAUGAGUGUGAUCUAGCUGAGUAUUGCACAGGCAAUAGUGAAUAUUGUCCUGAUGAUGAACACAAAAUUAAUGGAGAUGUCUGCAAAGUGGGAGAGGCAUUCUGCUAUCAGGGAAGGUGUAGGUCCCGCACUGAUCAGUGUAAAGUUCUUUGGGGCGAGGGUAGCUUCUCUGAGGAUUUCUGCUAUAAUUUGAAUAAGAAAGCCUCGAGGAGAGGCAAUUGUCGAUACGAUUCAAUGAACUCUAGUUAUUAUCCAUGUGAUGAUGAGGAUAUUCUCUGUGGAAGGCUACAGUGCCAUUCUGACGGAAAUUCAUUGCUCUUUGGUCUCGAAUCUGCAGCUGUAAUUAGUCACUCUUUUUUAAUGAAAAAUACGGAAAUGGUAAAAUGUCGAGCGGCCAUUAUAGAUCUUGGGUUGAAUGAUCCGGAUCCGGGGCUGGUGCCUCAUGGAGCUCAAUGUGGAGCUGGAAAAAUGUGCCUGAAUCAGAAGUGCGUGGCGGUUUAACUAGACGAGAAUUGGAAAAUUUACAUUCAAAUUUAUGAACUCUGAAGAUGGAAAAUUUAUUCAUUCGCUCAAAUACAAAUU